AUGACAGAUUUCAUGAUUCUGCUUGUGUGGAUAUAUUCAUUCCUAAGUGUAAUACUAUCAUUUUCAUUCAUCUUCAGUUUGAAGUUUUGUGGAAAUAAUAUUGAAAAUGUGUAUUGUGACCACCAAUUAAUAAUUAGACUUUCAUGUUCACUUUCGGUCCAUAGCUUUUUAUCUGAUAUAUUCUUUCUCAUUGUGAGCUUUUUCAUACCAUGCACUCUCAUUUCAGUGUCUUAUGUGAAGAUCUUGGCAGUUUGUCGAAAAACAUCCACAGAAAACAAGCAGAAAGCUGCGACUACUUGUGCCCCUCAGAUCGUCUCUGUGUCAAACCUGUUUGUUGGCUCAAUUUUUCACUCUAUUGAUUCCAACUUUAUAAUCACUCAGGUACCAAAUGAAGUCCGCAUAAUUUUACCUAUGUAUAUGCUCAUUUUUCAACCAAUGCUCACCCCGUUUCUCUAUGGAUUCAAGUUGCCAAAGAUAAGGCACUCAUGCAAAAGGCUUCUUUUUAAGAGAAAAUCAAUAGCUUUGUUUUAG
Molecule: messenger RNA, 531 nt
Organism: Neolamprologus brichardi
Lineage: Eukaryota; Metazoa; Chordata; Actinopteri; Cichliformes; Cichlidae
Source: RefSeq, a predicted model, not a curated record